Molecule: messenger RNA, 1323 nt
Organism: Sclerotinia sclerotiorum 1980 UF-70
Lineage: Eukaryota; Fungi; Ascomycota; Leotiomycetes; Helotiales; Sclerotiniaceae
Exons: 6
Coding region: 1-1323 (440 amino acids)
Molecular function (GO): oxidoreductase activity
Source: RefSeq, a predicted model, not a curated record
AUGGCUACGGCAAACCACAUCCACUUGACUACUGAGGACACCGGAGUGUAUAAACUCAAGUCCCAGAACUCGGAAACAGCCACCAAAAUCUCGGAGCUAUUGCAAGAGAAUCAUUAUAAACAUCACAUUUUCUUCAAUGCUGAAGGAUUUCACAACCAUAUCGUCCAUCACUUGUUGACUCUGUAUGGCCUUGGUGCGUCGGCAUCCGUCAUUGAGCGACACUAUAAGAAUAAUGCAUCAUACCAGCGCCCCUUUGUUCUCUCCGGGAAUCAGCCUCCCAUCGAUAUGUCAACGCCAGAUAAUUUCAAGAACCAUCUGGGUAAAGAAGAUUACUACCGUGACUUUCUGGUUUUCUGGCAGCAAGAAAUUGAGUCGAAAGGAUGGAAGGAUGUCUUGAAAGAGCACGUGUUUGCUGGCGACGCGAAAGCAGACGACAUGCUCGGCAGGAUGUUUGCAGGAUUUCUUCACCCUAUUAUCCAUCUGGGUUUCGGUAUUGAGUUUAACCAGCCAGCCAUUAUCGCAGAAGCACUAGCACAAGCUUCUGUCCACGACGACUGGAUUACUAAGUAUUUUUUAGACGUUGAGAAGAAUGCUCAGCCUGGAAAUAAGACAAUUCCACAACUCCUGGAGGAAAUUAGAGUUGAUAAAAAGCUGUCUACUGCUGCCGAGUGGAGUGACGGUAAUAAAAUUCGAGAUGGCAUCUUGGCUAGAGCUCCAGAUGAAAUGGUAAAAUACGCAUCUCAGUGGACCGUAGGGAAAGGCGAGCUUGAAGCCAAGACAGCCCAAAUGAUGAAUUCUGCUGUUUACUUCACUGCCGCUGCCCAGCGCCCGCCAAAACAAGUGAAAUUUGACUUUUACUAUAUGCAUUGCGUCACCAGUUCUAUUUUCUUCACAUCCUUCAACAAACAGGACUUUCUGUCUGAAGCUCAGAAGACCCGGCUCUUGGAGUGGAAAGGACGUAUUGAUCUCGCCAUGUACGCAUCCCGUCGUUCGGCCCAACUCCUUCUCGAAGAGAUCUCGGGAUAUGUCCCGAAGCAUCUUGAAGCUGGUGAUGCGGCAUGGGGCGGGAUAUUUCAGAGACUCUUCGAAUUUGAAGAUGAUGGGCACGCCGUCAAAUUUGUAAGAGCAGUCGCUCAUGCUCAGGUUGUCAAUCAAGGCUACGAAGGCGAAGAUUGGGCAAAGAUCAAGGAUCUCAUGUGGUUAAAAAUAGGCAAUAUGAUUGCUGACAGCGUUGAAGAUACCGGGGCAACUUGGGCCAGAAAUGUUGGGUUUGACGAAGCCUGGACUGAUUUUGAGGACAGACCGAGACAGGAACAUUUGUGA